GGCUCUUUUGAACAGGAAUCAGGAAGGUAUCAAACAGAAUCCCAUGUGGGUACUGUCUCUUGAUCUGUUUCCUGAAUUAGUGUUGAUUUAAUUCUUUUGUUAAUCGAGGCGCAAUUUUAUAAAUUAAUUCAAAGCCUGACCAUCCUGGUCAGACUAUAGUGACUGGAUUUGCUUGUCAGGCGUAUAUCGCAAGAAAAACUGGUCACGGAACAUGGCCAAACAUUAAAUCAUGUCUAAAUAGACGGAAAGUUAAAGAAGAUAUGGAUCCAAAUUUAUUUAUUCCUUUUUGGAAUAGAAAAGAUCUUCCUUCCCCUGAGAUGAUUUCUGUUAAACUGACUUCUAAUGAGCCUUAUAAAACUAGUGGUGCACUGUCACAAUUUCUUUUGAAUAUUAUCUCAACUUUAACAAAGUACAAUCUGCAAAUUCAAAAACAUCGUGCUUAUCUAAAAAGGUUGGCUUAUAGGAUGAAAAAGGUUUUUCGCAAUGACAAAGGUUUCAAACUGAUGCAGAUGUUAAACAAAGCAUUGUUGAAUUAUGACACUCAGGCAUUUGUUGAAAACAUAAGGCAAGUGCAAUUCUGUGCACGGGAUGAUAAAGGCCCAAGUAAGCAAAUGGUCCAGUGGCUUUCAAUUAAUUUUCAACGGAACUCAGCACUAUUGUACAGAAUUUACACUCUCAUAAUAAAAUCAGCUUUUUUCUUUAAAGAACGAUUCUAUUCCGGCUUUCAUUGGAAUGUUGCUGCAAUAGUUGUUGCCAUUAUGAGUAAAUUAUGGAAACUUUCAAAACAAAUUAUUACAAAAAUUUCUGAAUGGAAUAGCGUUUUAAUUGAUUUUCUCCCUGAAUUGAAAUUUGUUGGCGAUAAAUGGUUACCGGUUGGUCAUAAAAUCCACAAAGAUCUGGUCAGGUGGCUUGGUAAUCCACAGGAGUUGCAAACUAUACAACAACCUGCUGCUUUAGACAUAGCAACUAACCUGACUUCUGAAGAGUCAACAAAGUCUGAACCAGCGAAAACUGAGAUUGAAAAUGUGACUAGCUGUUUAUUUUUCAACGAAGAUGUUGGAGAAUGCCUAGAAGAUAAUACCUGUAAGAACACCCAAGACUUUUUGGAUUUCCUCCAAUCUGAAAAAGAAAAAAGGGUCGCAGACAGAGCGAAUGCAAAGUCUAAAAGUCUCACAAAUAAACAAUGGAAGAAGUUCUGCCAAGAUGUGAAGAAGGCAGUGAGUGUGCUGGGCCAGUUAGAGGAAUCGUCGGCUCAGUACAAAACAGUUUUAGACAGUACAAAUAAAAUAAUUGAUAAUCAACCCGACUCCCAUGGUGUUUUGUAAACAAGUCUGCCUAAUUUUAAUGGAUACUAUUCAAGAAAUUAUCAACUCUGAGAAAUCUGAUUUAAAAGAUGUGUUUGAGUUUUUUA
Messenger RNA from Cimex lectularius (bed bug), 1411 nucleotides. RefSeq lists its product as uncharacterized. Gene Ontology annotation, biological process: positive regulation of Notch signaling pathway. The transcript is spliced from 9 exons. Gene Ontology annotation, cellular component: nucleus. The coding region runs from base 261 to 1325 and encodes 354 amino acids. The record is from RefSeq and is a predicted model, not a curated record. NCBI's taxonomy places the organism in Eukaryota, Metazoa, Arthropoda, Insecta, Hemiptera, Cimicidae.